Messenger RNA from Mugil cephalus (flathead mullet), 4119 nucleotides. RefSeq names its product thioredoxin domain containing 11 (gene txndc11). The transcript is spliced from 13 exons. The record is from RefSeq and is a predicted model, not a curated record. Lineage: Eukaryota; Metazoa; Chordata; Actinopteri; Mugiliformes; Mugilidae. Bases 190 to 2805 code for a protein of 871 amino acids.
GUCUACGUGUGUAAGAAAGGUUGGUCCGACAGUGUGUGCACACCUUAGACACUAGCAGCGCUCAUGUCCAAUCCAGGUUAGCUCCGUGCCCAGUCGAAUCGGUCUUCCUCCUCCCUUGUUUAGGCAAAUGGCUGCGUUGGGUGGCAGCCGGAGCGUAUAAAUGGAAGUGGGAGCCGACCAGAGGCUGUAAUGCUGCGCCGGGUGCGGCAGUCUCUCCGGCAGGUGCUGUUCCUGAUGGCCCGCAGACCGGAUCUACUGUGCGGGGCUAUCGUGCUCGGCGUCCUGCUCAUACUGGCGGUUAAGUUCACAUGCAGCCGGGCUAAGAACGUGGUGGCGGCAGCUCGACCUCCGGUGCGGUUCUUCUCAGCAGAGGCCCCGGUAGUGGAUCUCUACUUCGGCCAGCUGGAUCAGGUGGAGCGUCUGAGGAGCGUGGCCGAGGUGUCUCUUAUUUUUUUCUAUGCGCCGUGGUGUUCUCACUCCAUGGCUGCCCGGCAGGAGGUGCAGCAGGUAGCGAAGAAGCUGGCCAAACAGGUGCAGUUUGUGGCUGUUAACUGCUGGUGGAGUCAGGGGAAAUGCAGGAGGCAAAACCGCUUCUAUCAGUACCCCAUCAUCCAUCUGUUUUAUCGGAGGUUUGGGCCAAUCGAGUACAAAGGUCCAUUUGUGGCUGCGUAUGUGGAAAGUUUUAUCCUCAAAGUCAUCACACCGCUAACGUACCUCCCGUCUAGAGCGCAACUUGAAGAGUUCCUCUCCUAUCACGAGCCUCGAGUGGUGGGUUUCUUCCAGUUUAACUCUUCGCCUCAGCCGCCUGGAUACGUCACAUAUCUGUCCUCGGCCCUGCAGGCCUUAAGAAGGGAUUUCCGUGGUGUUGUGCGUUUCGGGGUCGUGACCAACAAACAGGUGGCAGAAGCCAUUUCCGUGAGAGAAGAUGAAACUGUUUACCUCCACAGAAGACUCAACUCCUCUUUGAUUUUCCCUAGAAGGGAACGUAACUUCACGUCAGAGGCCAUCUGUAGUUGGGUGUUUGAACACCGUGAAGCCGUCCUCCACUGGCUGCAGCCCCCAGGAACAAAGUCCCGUCUGCUGGAGCAUGAGCUCACUAAAGGCCCUGCUCUACUGAUGUUCCUGCCUCACAAUCCACUGGGGUCCCAGCCCAGCAUCUUACUACAACAGGUGGCAGACAUUGCUGUGCGUUAUCACUCUUGUGACAAUAGUAACCACUCCGGCUUGGACAACACUUUCACCUCCCACUCACUGUGCUGCCAGUCACUUAUUCUCCCAGAGUCAAGCACCAGUGUGUGUGAGGUUUGUCUAAGCUCGUCACGGCCGAGCCUCACCACCUCUUCCAUUCUUUGCCCGCUCGCCUUCAGAGAAGACGUGUCUUUCAGAGACUGCUGCCUCCACCAGCUACCCUCCCCUAUCUCUGUAAAAACUGCAAUCUCAACGAGCUGUAGCACUUUUCUGGACAGCUACAGCCCGUUUACUCAAUACAGUGCCUGCUGCAGAAAAGUAGAACCUCAACUCAACGAGUCACAAGCCAAAGAGGAGCCACACUUGCAAACAGUUCCCCUGACACCUCCUCCUUCUUCUCCUUCUCCUUCUCCUUCUUCUUCUUCCGUAAACCCUCCAUCACCUGCCCCCCAGCAGGAGGGAGAUGGCAUCACAGGGCUACGUUGUCAGACCAAUAGGACGCUCAGGUUUUAUGUGCUGGAUCUGGAUCUGAACUGGCCUCUGGCAGUCAGGCUUGGAGCAUCAAGCAACAGAAGUUCUUCUCUUCACCACGAGGCCGGUGCACAGGGUGAUGGCAGCGGCGACAAGUCGUUCGCAGCUAUCGUGAACCUGAAGGACGAGGUUCAUUAUGUUCUCCACCGCAACCCAGCGGCCACGCUGACGGAGUCUCUGGAGGCCUUCAUCAGGAACUUCAGCGCUCCGUACAUCCUCUUGCAGAGACACUUGGUUGGACAGGAGGACGGGAAGAGAGGUGAGGACGAAGCCAAGCGUCCAGACGAGCACCAGCGUUCACCUUCACGCCUCCUCAUCACAGAACUGUCCACGUCCUCCUUCCUGCCCUACGUCAUGGACGUUCAGAAGGAUGUGGUGCUGUUCUACUACACUCAGUGGUGUGGAUUCUGCUCUGUCCUCAACCACAUCAUCAUCCAGCUGGCCAGGUUACUACAAGGAAACAGCACCAUCACCGUGGCCAGGGUGAAUGUUGCACGUAAUGACCUUCCCUGGGAGUUCAUGGUGGAUCACGUGCCCUCGAUCCUUCUCUUUCCCAAACACAGAAAACACCUCAGCGUGAAGUUCCCUGACGACCUCCCCAUCACGUUACCCAACCUCCUCCGCUUCAUCCUGCAGCACUCGGGCUCCGUGCACCACGCCACAGACAAACCGUCUGCUGAGGCCGAGCUCCCGGGGUCCGGCGCCAUCCUCCACGCUGAGUUCCGGGCGCUGCAGCGCGAAGUUCAGACCCUGCACGACGCCCGCGAGCGCCUUUCCCAACAGCUGGCGCAGCUCUGGCGGGACAACCGUCGGCUGACGUUCGACGCCCGCAGCCUGGAGGCGGAGAACGCCGAGCUGCAGCGGGAGAGGAGGAGUUUGGAGGCGCAGCACCGGGAGAAAAGCCGGCAGCUCGGGGAGGCCGUGAGGCGGCUGCAGGAGCUGGCGGACACGUCCGAGAGCCUCCUGAACGAGAACGCGCUGCUCAGGGUCCUGCUGAGGGCGCUGAAGGACAGGACAGAGGCUAGAGGGCAGGAGCCGGAGAGGAAAGAGGAAGAGCAGCAGAAACGAAGCCACAUGGCGUCAUGAGCACGAGACCCCAGGGGAGUCCUGUGAAUGACGUGACAAAAGGAAAUGAAGGAUGAGACAGACACAAUAAAAUGAGGCUAAAACCUGAAAAUGCAACAGCCAAGUGAAUUUCCUCAUGAGAGAAAAAUAGGGAAUGAAACGACCGUGAUGUGUUUUUAAAAACCGCUGCUCAGUCGUGGGACUUUAUGUUUGGAAACACAGAGGAAGAACAGUUGUCUCAGCGCCGUGAGGAUUUGAGCUCAUCCACUAAGAAACACACUAGUUUGUGAAGAUGCUAGCAUUUGUCCAGACUUGACGCUUGCAGAGAUUUAACAUGUGCAAGGAGGGAAGAAGUAACCUGAGUGAACGUGCCACACAAACCCUGCAGCCAAAUCCAGCCUCCCUCAAUAAUUACUGUAACCUCAUAAAAGCCUGUUUUUGUUCAACGAAGGCUGGAUUUAAACUUCACACGCGACGGUUUGAAAUCACCUGUAACCUCUGAAAAUGGCUUGUGUAGUAAAUUAAGUUUAACAGGGAACACGAGGUAGGAACAGCGGCCGUUUAUUUUUUUUCUUUAACCAGAGUCCAGUUCCUGCUUCGUUUCACAUUAAAAACCUGUUACCCGUAAUUUACAGCCGACGUCCUGGAAACCUCGCACAUAAUUUGCUUAAAACUGCCUCGUAUUCUGCUAAUUUUAAGCCGUUGUGGUCACUUGCAUUUAUUCUGCCCCACAGUUGAAUACUUGUGAUUUUUCAGUUGCACUAGUUUUGUGUUUUUGAAUUGAUAAAUACAAUCACAGAUUCGUGUUUCUGUGAUUUGUUUUUUUUGUUUGUUUGCAUAUUCACGUCAUGGAUUUCUGCUCAUGCAUCAGAUAUGUGAAACAUUAAGGACUAACACAAGUAAAACGGUUUCCUGGAGAAGGGUGCUACGUUAGUUACACACAAGUGUUUUUAGGAUGUCUUUCGUUUUGAGUGAUGCGCAGUAGCGGUGGCCGCAUGUGGUUUGGCUGCAGGGAAAGAACGCCACUAAUGAAGCUGAGAUGUUAUUUACUGAAGAUCUACUGAAGAUGUGCUCGGUUGAUGUUUAGGUGAGCUUAAGAACACUUGAAAUGAUCAAAAUUAUUAUUAUUUUUAUUUGAUUUUUUGUUUGUUUUUUUUUCUUUUCGAAGGGGAUAAAGUUGUUUUGUUAAACCGAUCUAUUUUUACAGGAAUCCUUGAGUCACUAAAAUAAAUAUUUCUAUGUAACUAUUCAGGUAUUGCAAACGAGAUGCUGCAAUUGUUUACAUGUGAAAUAUUGCACCGAUUUUUACUGAUUAAAACAUUUUCAUCUUAUAAA